GUCUGUCAGGGAGAGUACAUUGCAAUGCAGCUCUCUGACAGUAUAUAAUAAUAUAUACUUCCAGACAAGAUUGUUAUCGAUUUUCUUUUGUUUUUGCAAGACGGGGUCUGCAAACAGCGUGCCAUGGUUACUUUUGCCUUCAUUGCUCUUCACAUUAAUUCUGCAAAUUCCUAAGUUGGGUGCUAGCUAACGCGUAACAGUAGUUGUUCCCUUGAUCUUUCGAUUGGUCUACGUUCAAGGAUUUUUGGCGCUCAGAACAGAUAUCAAAAUAGAUUUUUGAGCAAGCUUGUAAGAAUGGAUUUUAAAAACGUUACAAGCGAUUUCAGCUCUAUCGCCGCUAACUUGGUCAACAGGCCCGACAGAAUCCCCGGGCUUUCCUCGCUGUCGGUGCCCGAUAAUCUCUUCUCUCCUGGACCAACAACUGUACUGUCACCCGUCACUAAUCUGGCCCUAAACAUGAACAAUCUAGCUGGUCUUGGAAGGUAAGAGUAUCAUAAAAACGUGUGUUGCUAUGUUGGCUAGCUGGCUAUGUUUCCAUACUAGCUAACUGGGUGUGAACUGAACGAUAAUCUUGGUUGGGUUCGCCAUGAGCUAGCUAACGUUGGGCUAGUUUUCUGGAUAAUAUGACACAAACAUUUAGCUACCCUAGCUAUAUCAGCUAGCUAGUUAGCUUGCUAACUUGGCUAGCUAACCACUUGUUUGUUUCAAGCCAAUGAAAAUGGCCAACUUGCUGACUGUUAGCAAAGUGUGUCUGAUUGUGUACCCCAUUGCUUUACAGCCAACAAUGUGAUACUCCCAAGAGGAAACAACAUGUGCCCCUUCUGAAGAUUCCCUCCUUCGCCUCCGACUGCUCGUCUGAUGCUGGUAAGACAACAUAAUAAGAUGGCUGCAAAUGUUUAACCCCAAAAAGUGUAAAUAAGAUGGCGACAAUAGGAACACCAGCUUCCUACUUGAACUAUUUAUUCGUUUUCUGUUCAUCCCAUAUAGGCCUUAUAUUUUGUCAUGUCCUCUGUUUUUAGUUCCACUCUUCUUUUUACUUGUGCAGUUUGACCACCUUGAAAGCAUGAGGGACAUGGUGCCAGUACAGGACACGAUAGGAUUGAAAUGUUAUGAACGGGACAGGCAAAAAGCCUAACUGUACAGGAUUGGAUAUUUACUCCCGUGGCACCCUUUUAGUUUAGGCGUGUGUGUAAAUGUGUUCAGAAUUUGCAUUGUUACUAUUUUAACUGUUACAACUGUGCAAUGAGCUAACGGCUAACUGAGACUCGUUUCUACAUCUUCCUCCAGGUCUUGGUAUGGAUUCCCCCAGCCCCAUAGAACCCAUGGAUGUUGAGGAGAGGUAAGUGAUAGUCUUGUCUGUCCCAAUCAGUCUCUCUGUGGUAGCAUUGCGUCCCCCCCUCUUGCCUUUCCUUCCUCCCUACUAUCCCUCCACCCCCCCCCUCUUAUUCUCCUCCACCCCCCCUCUUAUUCUCCUCCACCCCCCCUCUUAUUCUCCUCCACCCCCCCCCUCUUAUUCUCCUCCACCCCCCCCUUCAUAUUCCAACUGAACACGGCUGGCUAGUCCAUCUCAUCAGUUGUGCUUACUGUCAUUGUGUCGUUGGUAAAGCUUCAUUGUGCCGUUGGUAAAGCUCCAUAGCUUGAUGCUUCGUUCAUUUUCAUUAAGCAGAUAAGAUGAUUAUAGGGCAACAUUCCUUUUGAUCACAGGAGUUGAGGCUGAUUGAAGAUGUUCAAUCUACAUUCAAUUCAACUAAUGAUUCAUUGCACCCCCAUAAAGAUGCAAUACCAUUCCUGUUGCCCUGUAUUACUGAAGCAAACAGGUGCUGUUAUGUAAUAGGCCCUAUUCCCAAUACGUAAGAUGGAGUGACAAGAGUUUUCUACUUUUCAAUUCACGUUACAUCCUUGCCUUACCCUUCGCGGUGGCUGGCAAUGCCACGUUCUUGGUCCGCAGCUCGAAUUGACCAUAAAUAUCACAGUAGCCAGUAAGCACUAACUACUCAACAAUCCAAGCAACUUUUCUUCUAAAACAUAUUACAAUAUUAAAUAAUGAAACCAAACCAUGUUACACUCUUGAAUAAUGCAACAAUCCACAAGCAUGUGCAGAUAAUUAAAAUGGGUUAUUUUCUCGUCCGUACACAUUAACUUAGCUGACAAUGCACAGCUAACUCCUGCUAACGAACAACAUGCUUCACGAUCAAGUAACAUUAGCAUAUCAAUAAUGAACAUCUACCCCUCCCAUACUAAUAUAUAUAUAUAAAAGUACAGUAACGUUAUCAUAGUGUCAUAUUAUAAUAUAGGCCACACAGCUAGGUAACAUUAGCUAGCUAAACUAAAUAAUUUCUGCAUCCUCACAAAGGUGCUGGCUGAAUGCUGAUGUUUAGCUGAACCAUAGCUAGAUAGGAGCUCUUAGGCUUACGCUAGGUACCGUAUUAAAGUUACCUUAGAACAAACCAGGCUUCAUUUGCUCAAUAUACUUUGUCAUGAGUUAAAAGCAAAUUGCUACAAUUUCAGGUAACUCAAAACAAGUGCCAAAAAUAAGAAAUGUCUCUACGUUUUUGAGUUGUUUCAAAAACUGCUAUGCUAUUACAGUUUUUACUGUUGGGGCAACAAGACAUUUCUGUUUACACUGCCCUGCUUGAAGGGGGCAGCUGUUGGGCGAGUGUCGUGAAUUACCCCCGGAAGUAGCAGUCGAGACGUGACAAGUUUACGUUGCUUUAUAUGUGUAGCCAAGGGUAUUUUCGCGAGAAGUCUAGCAAGUGUGAAGACCCUCGUAGAUAUUUGAUCUACCGGACUUUUGAGAAAGGCUUUGUUAGGUAACUUGAGAGCUUUUCUAGAGACAUUUUGUCCACAGGACCUGGGCCCUGUCAAAGUUUAGAAACGGCUGCAUUUUCCCAAGUGGUUCUUUUAAAGUGUUGUGCUAACACGUUAUCUCUGUCAUAUCGAUGCCAUUAUCUACAUAGUUUGUUUCAUUAUCUGCUCUAGCCUAUAAUCUGUGGGUAGUCUCUCGCGGGGUCUCUGUCUCGGCACACUCGGGGUGAAUAUCCAGACAUCUGCUGACGUCUCUGAACACUUGGCUGCAGCAUUUGUUCUGAGGCCAUUCAUUCAGCUCCCGUACAGCUGUUUAAUGGCUCACUGCAGUAUUUUCGGGGGGGGGGGGGUAACCGGUGUUGGGAUUUAAUAGUGAUAGCCCCCCCCCCCCCUGUUUUUUGGCACACUCAUAGCCUGUCUGUCUUAUGGUUUGAAUGGUAAAGGGGAGGGGUCGCCGGUCUCUGUGCCGGAGAUAUUGAAUAGGGGGCACCUCGUACCCCCAAGCCCCCUAUAGUCUUUACGAGAACAAACUCAAUCACCCCUUCUCCCCAUUGAACCAGACACACUCCUCCUGCCCCCCUCAGUUCUCCACUCUGCAAACAAAGGCUCCUUGCAGAAUGGCUGAGGGUAGCGUUGUUACUUCAGCAGGCAUACGGAAGAUUAGCAGACCCUGUCUUCUGUACUCCCCCCCCCCCCCCCCCCCCCCCCCCCCCCCCCACACUCAGCUCUCCUCUCCUCGCUGCUUAUUUAGCAUACAGGUGCAGAAAGAGCGAGGAGGGACCACCCUUCUCCUCUAGCACAGGGCUGUAACCGUCCGUCCUCUGUCCCUCCCUCCCUCUCUAUAGAGCCAGCAAGGCUCUUUGUCUGUUUCACUAGUUUAGCUACCAACUGUGGUCCUCUGUAGCUCAUUUGGUUAAUGCAUGGCACUUGCAACGCCAGGAUAGUGGGUUCGAUUGCCGGACCACCCAUACAAAAAAAGUAUGCAAGCAUUAGCUUCAUAAGCUGUUUAUUUGAUUAUUGGCUUUGACUAGUGUGAGAAGACAACAUUUGGUGAUAAUAAUAAUAUGCCAUUUGGCAGACGCUUUUAUCCAAAGCGACUUACAGUCAUGUGUGCAUACAUUUUUACCUGUGGGUGGUCCCGGGGAUCGAACCCACUACCCUUGGCGUUUCAAGCGCCAUGCUCUGCCAAUUGAGCUAGAGGACCACACAACAAUCACAACAGGAUACAAAAUGAAUGCUAGCAGUAGCCUACAUUGGGUGUACUAUUUUCAAUUACAGCAUUAUUAAAUCUGCAGUUAUUCUUCUGCUAUUUAUUCUGUUACCAGUAAUAUUUACAUGUUAAUAUUAUCUUCUGAUUAUAAUUAUUCUACCUCAUCAUUUUAACUAAAUACAUUUAAAUUGAAUACAUUUAAAUUGGUCAUUUAGCAGACGCUCUUAUCCAGAGUGACUUACAGGAGCAAUUUAGGGUUAAGUGCCUUGCUCAAGGGCACAUCGACAGAUUUUUCACCUAGUCGGCUCGGGGAUUAGAACCAGCGACCUUUCGGUUACUGGCACAACGCUCUUAACCACUAAGCUACCUGCCGCCCCAAAUGCAAUCUAUUCGCUUCCAAAAUGUAAGUAGGUAUACAGUUGAAGUCGGAAGUUUACAUACACUUAGGUUGGAGUCAUUUAAAACUCGUUUUUCAACCACUCCACAAAUUUCUUGUUAACAAACAAUAGUUUUGGCAAGUCUGUUAGGACAUCUACUUUGCUUGACACAAGUCAUUUUUCCAACAAUUGUUUACAGAUUAUUUCACUUAUUUACUGUAUCACACUUCCAGUGGGUCAGAAGUUUACAUACAAUAAGUUGACUGCCUUUUAAACAGCUUGGAAAAUUCCAGAAAAUUAUGUAAUGGCUUUAGAAGCUUCUGAUAGGCUAAUUGACAUCAUUUGACUCAAUUGGAGGUGUACCUGUGGAUGUAUUUCAAGGCCUACCUUCAAACUCAGUGCCUCUUUGCUUGACAUCAUGGGAAAAUCUAAAGAAAUCAGCCAAGACCUCCGGAAAAAAAUUGUAGACCUCCACAAGUCUGGUUCAUCCUUGGGAGCAAUUUCCAAACGCCUGAAGGUACAACGUUCAUCUGUACAAAUAAUAGUACGUAAGUAUAAACACCAUGGGACCACGCAGCCGUCAUACCGCUCAGGAAGGAGACGCGUUCUGUCUCCUAGAGAUGAACGUACUUUGGUUUUAAAGUGCAAAUCAAUCCCAGAACAACAGCAAAGGACCUUGUGAAGAUGCUGGAGGAAACAGGUACAAAAGUAUCUACAGUGGGGGGGAAAAGUAUUUAGUCAGCCACCAAUUGUGCAAGUUCUCCCACUUAAAAAGAUGAGAGGCCUGUAAUUUUCAUCAUAGGUACACGUCAACUAUGACAGACAAAUUGAGGGGAAAAAAUCCAGAAAAUCACAUUGUAGGAUUUUUUUUGAAUUUAUUUGCAAAUUAUGGUGGAAAAUAAGUAUUUGGUCACCUACAAACAAGCAAGAUUUCUAGCUCUCACAGACCUGUAACUUCUUCUUUAAGAGGCUCCUCUGUCCUCCACUCAUUACCUGUAUUAAUGGCACCUGUUUGAACUUGUUAUCAGUAUAAAAGACACCUGUCCACAACCUCAAACAGUCACACUUCAAACUCCACUAUGGCCAAGACCAAAGAGCUGUCAAAGGACACCAGAAACAAAAUUGUAGACCUGCACCAGGCUGGGAAGACUGAAUCUGCAAUAGGUAAGCAGCUUGGUCUGAAGAAAUCAACUGUGGGAGCAAUUAUUAGGAAAUGGAAGACAUACAAGACCACUGAUAAUCUCCCUCGAUCUGGGGCUCCACGCAAGAUCUCACCCCGUGGGGUCAAAAUGAUCACAAGAACGUUGAGCAAAAAUCCCAGAACCACACGGGGGGACCUAGUGAAUGACCUGCAGAGAGCUGGGACCAAAGUAACAAAGCCUACCAUCAGUAACACACUACGCAGCCAGGGACUCAAAUCCUGCAGUGCCAGACGUGUCCCCCUGCUUAAGCCAGUACAUGUCCAGGCCCGUCUGAAGUUUGCUAGAGUGCAUUUGGAUGAUGUCAUAUGGUCAGAUGAAACCAAAAUAGAACUUUUUGGUAAAAACUCAACUCGUCGUGUUUGGAGGACAAAGAAUGCUGAGUUGCAUCCAAAGAACACCAUACCUACUGUGAAGCAUGGGGGUGGAAACAUCAUGCUUUGGGGCUGUUUUUCUGCAAAGGGACCAGGACGACUGAUCCGUGUAAAGGAAAGAAUGAAUGGGGCCAUGUAUCGUGAGAUUUUGAGUGAAAACCUCCUUCCAUCAGCAAGGGCAUUGAAGAUGAAACGUGGCUGGGUCUUUCAGCAUGACAAUGAUCCCAAACACACCGCCCGGGCAACGAAGGAGUGGCUUCGUAAGAAGCAUUUCAAGGUCCUGGAGUGGCCUAGCCAGUCUCCAGAUCUCAACCCCAUAGAAAAUCUUUGGAGGGAGUUGAAAGUCUGUGUUGCCCAGCGACAGCCCCAAAACAUCACUGCUCUAGAGGAGAUCUGCAUGGAGGAAUGGGCCAAAAUACCAGCAACAGUGUGAAAACCUUGUGAAGACUUACAGAAAACGUUUGACCUGUGUCAUUGCCAACAAAGGGUAUAUAACAAAGUAUUGAGAAACUUUUGUUAUUGACCAAAUACUUAUUUUCCACCAUAAUUUGCAAAUAAAUUCAUUAAAAAUCCUACAAUGUGAUUUUCUGGAUUUUUUCCCCUCAUUUUGUCGGUCAUAGUUGAUGUGUACCUAUGAUGAAAAUUACAGGCCUCAUCUUUUUAAGUGGGAGAACUUGCAUAAUUGGUGGCUGACUAAAUACUUUUUUCCCCCACUGUAUAUCCACAGUAAAACGAGUCCUAUAUCGACAUAACCUGAAAGGCCGCUCAGCAUGGAAGAAGGCACUGCUCCAAAACCGCCAUAAAAAAGCCAGACUACGGUUUGCAACUGCACAUGGGGACAAAGAUUGUACUUUUUGGAUAAAUGUCCUCUGGUCUGAUGAAACAACAAUAUAACUUUUUGGCCAUAAUGACCAUCGUUAUGUUUGGAGGAAAAAGGGGGACGCUUGCAAGCCGAAGAACACCAUCCCAACCGUGAAGCACGGGGGUGGCAGCAUCAUGCUGUGGUGGUGCUUUGCUGCAGGAGGGACUGGUGCACUCCACAAAAUAGAUGGCAUCAUGAGGAAGGAAAAGUGUCGAUUUUAUAUUGAAGCAACAUCUCAAGACAUCAGUCAAAGAUAAAGCUUGGUCGCAAAUGGGUCUUCCAAAUGGACAAUGACCCCAAGCAUACUUACAAAGUUGUGGCAAAAUGGCUUAAGGACAACAAAGUCAAGGUAUUGGAGUGGCCAUCACACAGCCCUGACCUCAAUCCUAUAGAAAAUGUGUGGGCAGAACUGAAAAAUCGUGUGCGAGCAAGGAGGCCUACAAACCUGACUCAGUUACACCAGCUCUGUCAGGAGGAAUGAGCCAAAAUUCACCCAACUUAUUGUGGGAAGCUUGUGGAAGGCUACCCGACACGUUUGACCCAAGUUAAACAAUUUAAAUACAAUGCUACCAAAUACUAAUUGAGUGUAUGUAAACUUCUGACCCACUGGGAAUGUGAUGAAAGAAAUAAAAGCUGAAAUAAUUAUCUCUACUAUUAUUCUGACAUUUUCACAUUCUUAAAAUAAAGUGGUGAUCCUAACUGACCUAAAACAGGGAAUUUUUACUAGGAUUAAAUGUCAGGAAUUGUGAAAAACUGAGUUUAAAUGUAUUUGGCUAAGAUGUAUGUAAACUUCCGACUUCAACUGUAUCUAGCUGUCCGAUGACACGGAAUGGCUUGUCCUGCACUUUGUAAAAACUGGGCAAAAGAGUUGAGUCCUCAUUCAAAGCAGAGGGCAGUGUGAAUACACUUUAAAGAGAACUGAGAUGGGUUUCUUUUUAAAGAGGACUAUAUGUGAACACCCUUAGACUUACCCAGAAAGACUCACAGCUGUAAUCAAUGCUAACAUGUAUUUACUCAGGGGGUUGAAUACUUGUGUAAAUGAGAUUUCUGUAGUUUCACCGUGUCAUUAUGGGGGUAUUGUGUUUAGAUGGGUGAGAUAAAAAAUAAAAUAAAAAUCAGGCUGUAACACAACAAAAUGUGGAAAAGGUCAAGGGGUUUGAAUAGUUUCUGAAGGCAAGAUAUCUUUAAAAAAAUAAAUAAAAAAAAAAUCAUUCGUAUGGGUGAUUCACAAUAUAUAUAUUUUAAAUCAUGUUUUCUCUAAGCUUUGUUGCACAAUGUUAAGGUCAAUACACUGCAUAUUAAACAGUCUGCAAUAAUCUAAUGAAUUCAGGGCGUGCGAAAUUAUACCUAGGCUAACUCUACAACUGUAAGACCCACUAAUAAUGUAAUUAUUUUAUCAAAAUUGUUUAACUUGCUUUUUUUUUCUCCAUGAAUCACUGAUCUGGCUUUCAAGCCUGUCCUAUGAAAUUUUUUUUGUUACACAUUUGACCAGAACCACAUUCACCAAUAGUGACCAACUUCUGGUAGCAGACAUUAUAGAACAUGAACACAGGUAUCAUAAUCGAUCUCUCAAGCAUAAAGUCCACGUGCUAGUGAGUAGCCGGCUAAUCUUCAUAUUUAAAGUCUAGCAAACGUAGAUCUAUUUGCUUGCUAACGAGGUAGAACAGUUGAACUGUUAUGAACACACCCUCCUGUCCGUCUCCCAACUGUUUGAACAACAUAACCGGUUCGCUUUAUUUAGAUGUUGAAAUCAAGUCGCCUACCUUGGAUAAGAUGCUUAUUUAUCAGAAUGAGAAUGAGUUGCCAAUUCCUAUUAUAAAUGAGUCAUUUUAUGCUCAUUGCACAUUUUUAUAAACCCGACUAGACAGACCUUAAGCUAUGAUGCAACCCAACUGGCACCCUGUUCCUUAUCUACUGUUUUUACCAGGGCCGGAGAAUAGGGUGUCAUUUGGGACCGCCUACCUAGGUGGGAUCUUGCUUGGCUCAGUCACCCCCUCACUGGUUCAGAAGUUUCUCCACUAAUUAUCUCACUGAAUGGUUUUGUCUUUUGUUCUCCUGCAGGUUUGAGAAGGCCUUUCUGCAGUCUGGGAGAGUUGGCAAUGAGUAAGUCAUGUAGCUAGUGCCACCCUCUGCUGCUCUACUCUCUUGGUUUCAAGGAGAAGGACCUGGGUAGUUCAGUGACCUGCCAACAACCAAUAAUCAACGGUUUUAUUUUUUCCUACUCAGCCUAGCUAUGUUGCUCUUCGGGGAGUUGUUGGGAUCAUUAACGCAGAACAUCUCAUCUCAUUUAUUGAUCUAGUGUGUCCAUCCACCGUUCCAACUAGAUUCUUCUCUUGACAGUAAAAUGCCAAUCCGAAGAAUCAACUCUCUACCGCUGCUGCUUGGCUCCAGUCCGGCUCUGAAGAGCCGGGACCCAGAGAGCCGGGACCCAGAGAGCCAGCAGCGGCGCUACGGGGCCUUCGGACACUACGGCUCAGUCCAGGAUACAGCCUCCUCCUCUGGGCAUGGCGGACAGGGCAACAAGGAGAACCAGGAGGAGGGGUUUGAGUUUAAGAAGCCCUCCAAGCCCGCGUCGCGCUGCCGUACGAGGUCCUUCCAUAGUGGAGGAGGCCAGAACAAGGACUUUGCCCGUCGGCCCAACUCUGCCCCAGCACUCAUGGUGGGUAGUACAGAGAGUGACUGACACACCCCUUAGCCCUUCACACACGUCAACACAUUACAGUGGACCAGAUGUUGUUGUAGUUGUGAGUGAUUUAAAAAAAAAUGAAAGCUAAGCCUUCUUCUCCUCCCUUUCACCUCUAGCUGUCCCCGCCCUCGUCGCAGCGCCUCAACUCAUUGGAUGACAGCAGCCCCAUGUUUCUGCGCCGCUCCUCCCUGACCUGCUCCCUUAAUGAGGAUGAUGAUGAUGGUUUCCUUGACGUUCUGGAUGACUGUGAAGAGACGGAGUGUGACAUGCCCUUGGGGAUGGCCAGCCUGCUCACUGCUCCACUAGUGAGGGACAUCACCGCAGCAGACUCGGUAGGAGGCAUCACCUCUUCUGCUAGUGACGUGGCCGCGUGGCGUUCUGUGGAUGUGACACCAUCUGUCUUGUCCUUGGUUUAAAAUGUCCAGCAGACUUUUGGUUUCUCUGUAGAGCUACCUUUAGAUUUGGUUGCUGCAGAUGUCCAUAGUUUUUAUAAUUGCAGACCAAUCUAAUCUCUUCCUAAUCUCACCCUCUUCAGAUGGUGGUUGGUUGUCGUCCGCGGGGUCUGUUCCGCUCCCCCUCCAUGCCCAGUCAGUUGUGCCGCGCCCCCCUCAAGCGUCCCGAGCGUCCCCGGGAUGAGAACACGCCUGUCAGGGUGAAGAGGCGACGCAGCCUGGCGGAAACGCACAUCACCACCGUAGACCAGGAUGACUGCUCUCCCAGAAAGAUGGUAGGUACCUGAUCAAUGUCUCCCCUUACAGUCAACUGGUCCUGGUACUCCCUGCUCAAUGUCCUCUCUCCUCUCUGUCAUUUUGUAACCACACAGAGAUCUAACUGUUCCUUCUCUCUCUCUCUCUCUCCUUCCAAGUCGUUCUGUAACCACACAGAGAUUGAGAAGCUGCUGGACACUAGUGAGUCUGACCAGGACAAGGAGCUGAUUGGAGAUUUCACCAAACCUUUUGUCCUAUCCACCGUGGAGGGCAAACAUCAGGACCUGAAAUACAUCACUCCUGAGAUGGUGAGAUACAGCAUGCGUCUCAAAUGGCCCCCGAUUAUUCCCUAUUUAGUGGACUGCUUUUGACCAAGGCCCCCAGUCUUCUCUCCUCACAACCUCCAGCCUGCCAAGCCCCUUCAGUUUAUUUGACUAGUAAACACUCCUUGAACUAACUUUUAUAAGGCCUCUAGCAAUAUAUCGUACGGUAGUCAAAUAUUAGGGAAGUUCUAUCCUAGUCGAACAAGAAGUUAAUCAAACAUUAAUCCAAUAGAGGUUUUAGUAGCUAAACUGGGAUGAUGACCCCAAAGGUAACCACACCGACAUUGCCUUCCUCUUACCAACGCAUUUUGCUUCCGUCUGUAAUUCUUGGGGCUUUUGCUACACAGCGUUCCAGUAGAUUGUUCUAGAACCAUUACUUGGUCAACAGUAACAGCCUACGCAUUAUGUUGAAUCCUGCUAUGAAAGAAUCUGCCUGUCUCUGUUUGGCUGUCGGCUGCGGACUCUCCCUCCCUCCCUCUCCCCACUGUGACACGGAGGAGGGAGAGAUGCAUUCUGAGAAGCACAAGCAUCUGACCGUUGCUCAAAAUGCUAUUGGUAAAAAGACAGCUUUCAAUGAACUACUGUUGUAGUUAGUCUCCGCUCUGAGAGUGUGUCAUGGCGAGCUUUCUGAGAGUGUAUAACGGCGCGCUUUCUGAGAGUGUGUCAUGGCGAGCUUUCUGAGAGUGUGUCAUGGCGAGCUUUCUGAGAGUGUCAUUUAUUUCUCACCAGUUAAUAUUGAGUUCUUGUCACCAGUAACUCUGUGAGGCCAUGCAAUCGUGGGUAUAUACAGGAGGACAGGAGGGGACUGAGGACGCACCCUUGUGGGGCUCCUGUGUUGAGGGUCAGUGUGGAGGACGCACCCUUGUGGGGCCCCUGUGUUGAGGGUCAGUGUGGAGGACGCACCCUUGUGGGGCCCCUGUGUUGAGGGUCAGUGUGGAGGACGCACCCUUGUGGGGCCCCUGUGUUGAGGGUCAGUGUGGAGGACGCACCCUUGUGGGUUCCCUGUGUUGAGGGUCAGUGUGGAGGUGGUAAUGUUGCCUACCUUCACCGUCUGGGGCUGGUCCGUCAGGAAGUCCAGGACCCAGUUGCACAGGGAGGAGUUCAGGGCAGAGAGCUUAGAGGGCACUAUGGUAUUGAAGGCCGAGCUGUAGUCCGUGAACAGCAUCCUCACAUAAGCAUUCCUCUUGUCCAGGUGGGUAAGGGCAGUGUGCAGUGUAAUGGCGAUUGCGUCGUCCGUGGAUCUGUCGGGCGGUAGGUGAAUUGGAGAGGGUGGAGUGUCGGGGCGGUAGGUGAAUUGGAGAGGGUCGAGCGGUAGGUGAAUUGGAGAGGGUCGAGCGGUAGGUGAAUUGGAGAGGGUCGAGCGUGUCGGGGAGGGAGGAGGUGAUAUAGUCUUUGACUAGCCUCUCAAAGCACUUCAUGAUGACAGAAGUGAGUGCUACUAGUCGGUAGUAGUUCAGUUACGUUCCCUUUCUUGGGCAGGGGGAUGAUGGCGGACAUCUUGAAGCAGGUGGGGAUAGAGGCCUGAGCUAGGGAGAGAUUGAACAUGUCAGAACACAACAGCCAGCUGGUCUGCACAUGCUCUGAAGGCACGGCUAGGGAUGCCGUCUGGGCCGGAAUCCUUGUGAGGGUUAAAACGUUUAAAUGACUUCCAUACGUCCUCCGUGGAGACUGUGAGUGUAGCCACGUUGUCUCCUCGGCAGCUAAGGGGCAUUGUGCUGACUCUUGAGAAAAAGCUGUUUAACUCAGCCGGUAGGGCGGCGUAGGUGUCCAUUGCUGGGUUUCUUUUUGUAGUCUGUGAUCGUCAGGAGCUUCUACCACAAACGCCUUGUGUCCGACCCCUGAAUUCCUCCUCCUCUUUGUCUCUAUACUUGUGUUCCACCAUCUUGAUCAAUCUGUGUAGGUCGUAUUUGUACUGUUUAACCAAACUAUUAUCCCCGGUCACCCUGCCGUUUUUAUAAGCAGCAUCUUUCUCCUUCUGUUUUCAGACAAGGCUGCUAUCAAUCCACUGUUUUUGAUUCGGAUUAGUUUUGAAAGACACCAAUCGGUAUCAGGUCAUCUAUGCAUGUUUUUUAUGAAUUCGAUGACUGAGUCAACUGGAACAUAUAUUCCAGUCCACAUGAUCAAAAGUCUUGGAGCAUGGAUUCUGAUUGGUCAGACAAGCGUUGUACAGACCUGACCACCAGAACAUCCCUCUUGAGACUGUUUGUAGGCGGGGGGAGCAAAAUGGAGUCAUGGUCAGAUUUGCCGAAAGGGAGAUGGCCUUCUAUCCGUGUCACAGUGUCCCCUGUAGCUCAGUUGGUAGAGCAUGGCGCUUGCAAUGCCAGGGUUAUGGGUUCGUUUCCCACGGGGGGCCAGUAUAAAAAUGUAUGCACUCACUAACUGUGUUGCUCUGGAUAAGAGCAUCUGCUAAAUGACUAAAAUGUAAAAUGUCCAGCAUAAAACUUCUGCGUUGGACAGUCUGUUUUUAUAGUAAUUCGGGAGCACGGUUCUCAAAUUACUUUUGUUAAAGUCCCCCGCGACAAUGAACGGUCUCCAGUUUGUUCAGGGUCCAAUGAAGAUCUUUUGAGAGCAUUUUUGGUGUCUGCUUGGGGCGGGAUGUGCAAAGCCGUGGCGAUAAUCGAUUGGUUAUGCCACGUGUUCCAAACUGUAUCAGACGUGGCGAUAAUCGAUUGGUUAUGCCACGUGUUCCAAACUGCAUCAGACGUGGCGAUAAUCGAUUGGUUAUGCCACGUGUUCCAAACUGUAUCAGACGUGGCGAUAAUCGAUUGGUUAUGCCACGUGUUCCAAACUGCAUCAGACGUGGCGAUAAUCGAUUGGUUAUGCCACGUGUUCCAAACUGUAUCGGACGUGGCGAUAAUCGAUUGGUUAUGCCACGUGUUCCAAACUGCAUCAGACGUGGCGAUAAUCGAUUGGUUAUGACACGUGUUCCAAACUGUAUCGGACGUGGCGAUAAUCGAUUGGUUAUGCCACGUGUUCCAAACUGCAUCGGACGUGGCGAUAAUCGAUUGGUUAUGACACGUGUUCCAAACUGUAUCAGACGUGGCGAUAAUCGAUUGGUUAUGCCACGUGUUCCAAACUGCAUCAGACGUGUGGACUAUUCAGAAGGAGGGUGGGUGCGAAGAGGCAUCCCCAAAAAAAAAAGAAUAUAUCCAUCACAUAGCAGUACGUUAUUUUUUUGUUUCCACGAGUGCGUUUACUGCCAACUGGGCCCAGGUCGUUGCUGCCCCCACGGGGGGCCAGUAUUAAAAAAUAAUAAUAAUAAUAAUAAUGUAUUCACUAACUGUAAGUCGCUCUCGAUAAGAGCGUCUGCUAAAUGACUAAAAUGUAAAUGUAAAUGAGAAUGUGUUCUCAGUCAACUUACCUGGUAAAAUAAAUCAAAAAUAAAUAAACUGGGGACAUGGGCUAGGAACCCUGUGAGGUGAGUUGGAUAUACCAAUUGCCAGAAUAGCCAGCAACGUUGUUCAAUGGGAUCCCUCCAUUGGUGGAGCCAAAACCAGAUUACGGGAGACAUGGACAUUUUAAUAAAAUAGUCAAUAGGCCAAUAUGCACAGAUGUCAGCAAAUUCUCUGAAGAGACAAGAUCUCUAAUUCUGGAUCCUAUUUUGACCGUUUGCACAUCAAAAUAUAAAUCAUGCAUUUCCUGGAUAUGUUAGAUGAAAUGGCUGAAUUUUGUUUUAUCAUAGGCUACCAUCUCAGUUGUCCUACAUGGCACUGGAAAAAACUGUCUAGAGCCCAGACACUAAUGUCAACUAACUGUCCAUUCACUUUUUUUUUAAAUCGUAUUUGUUAUCGCACAAAAUAGUUAAAUUGAUGGCGAUAUGAGUGUUUGUCCAUAUGGGCCUGCUCUAAGUGUUGUAUUGUAGUUAAGGAUGACCAGAACCUGGGACUAACCCGUCUGUUCCUCAGAUGGUGUCAGCUCUGAGCGGCCAGCUGGACCAUCUUGUGGAGAGGAUCAUGGUGAUUGACUGUCGCUACCCGUAUGAGUUUGACGGGGGUCACAUCAAAGGAGCCCUGAACCUCCACCAGGAGGAACAGGUUGAGGAGUACCUCCUGCGCAGCCCCAUCGCCCCCCUCUCCCCCGACCGCAGGGUCCUCCUCGUCUUCCACUGUGAGUUCUCUUCCGAGCGGGGUCCCAGGAUGUGUCGCUUCGUACGCGAGAGGGACAGGACGAUGAACGAGUACCCUAACCUGCACUACCCAGAACUCUACAUCCUCAAGGGGGGCUACAAAGAGUUCUUCCCUCACUUCCAGGUAAAACACAAUCCACAAUCAUACAUGUAAACAUUUUGAUGGCCUUAUCAAUAAAUAAUCAAAAGUGAAUUCAUUGAAAUGGUCAUUUAAUAUUUUUAACAAAAGCCAUUCAGUUAGGAUACAGAGUUUGGCUACUAGACAUUUAUUUACUCACAAUGCAUUAGUGGAGAUCCCUUUACUAGUGUGGAUCUAACCUAUUAGAGUGGUUUUAACUGGUCUCUCUGUGUGUCUGUUAGAUAGUGGUUGUAACUGGUCUCUCUCUGUGUCUGUUAGAUAGUGGUUGUAACUGGUCUCUCUCUGUGUGUCUGUUAGAUAGUGGUUGUAACUGGUCUCUCUCUCUCUGUGUCUGUUAGAUAGUGGUUGCAACUGGUCUCUCUGUGUCUGUCAGAUAGUGGUUGCAACUGGUCUCUCUCUGUGUCUGUUAGAUAGUGGUUGCAACUGGUCUCUCUCUCUGUGUGUCUGUCAGAUAGUGGUUGCAACUGGUCUCCCUCUCUGUGUGUCUGUCAGAUAGUGGUUGCAACUGGUCUCCCUCUCUGUGUGUCUGUCAGAUAGUGGUUGCAACUGGUCUCCCUCUCUGUGUGUCUGUCAGAUAGUGGUUGCAACUGGUCUCUCUCUGUGUGUCUGUCAGAUAGUGGUUGCAACUGGUCUCUGUGUGUCUGUCGGAUAGUGGUUGCAACUGGUCUCCCUCUCUGUGUGUCUGUCAGAUAGUGGUUGCAACUGGUCUCUCUCUGUGUGUCUGUCAGAUAGUGGUUGCAACUGGUCUCUCUGUGUCUGUUAGAUAGUGGUUGCAACUGGUCUCUCUCUGUGUCUGUUAGAUAGUGGUUGCAACUGGUCUCUCUCUCUGUGUCUGUUGGAUAGUGGUUGCAACUGGUCUCUCUCUGUGUCUGUCAGAUAGUGGUUGCAACUGGUCUCUCUCUCUGUGUGUCUGUCAGAUAGUGGUUGCAACUGGUCUCUCUCUCUGUGUGUCUGUCAGAUAGUGGUUGCAACUGGUCUCCCUCUCUGUGUGUCUGUCAGAUAGUGGUUGCAACUGGUCUCUCUCUCUGUGUGUCUGUCAGAUAGUGGUUGCAACUGGUCUCUCUGUCUGUUAGAUAGUGGUUGCAACUGGUCUCUCUCUGUGUCUGUUAGAUAGUGGUUGCAACUGGUCUCUCUGUGUGUCUGUCAGAUAGUGGUUGCAACUGGUCUCUCUGUGUCUGUUAGAUAGUGGUUGCAACUGGUCUCUCUCUGUCUGUCAGAUAGUGGUUGCAACUGGUCUCUCUCUCUGUGUGUCUGUCAGAUAGUGGUUGCAACUGGUCUCCCUCUCUGUGUGUCUGUCAGAUAGUGGUUGCAACUGGUCUCCCUCUCUGUCUGUUGGAUAAUGGUUGCAACUGGUCUCUCUCUCUGUGUGUCUGUCAGAUAGUGGUUGCAACUGGUCUCUCUCUCUGUGUGUCUGUCAGAUAGUGGUUGCAACUGGUCUCUCUCUGUGUCUGUCAGAUAGUGGUUGCAACUGGUCUCUCUCUGUGUCUGUCAGAUAGUGGUUGCAACUGGUCUCUCUCUGUGUCUGUCGGAUAGUGGUUGCAACUGGUCUCUCUCUUUGUGUGUCUGUCAGAUAGUGGUUGCAACUGGUCUCUCUGUCAGAUAGUGGUUGCAACUGGUCUCUCUCUCUGUGUGUCUGUCAGAUAGUGGUUGCAACUGGUCUCCCUCUCUGUGUGUCUGUCAGAUAGUGGUUGCAACUGGUCUCCCUCUCUGUGUGUCUGUCAGAUAGUGGUUGCAACUGGUCUCUCUCUCUGUGUGUCUGUCAGAUAGUGGUUGCAACUGGUCUCUCUCUGUGUCUGUUGGAUAGUGGUUGUAACUGGUCUCUCUCUCUGUGUGUGUCAGAUAGUGGUUGCACCUGGUCUCUCUCUCUGUGUGUCUGUCGGAUAGUGGUUGCAACUGGUCUCUCUCUCUGUGUGUCUGUCAGAUAGUGGUUGCAACUGGUCUCCCUCUCUGUCUGUUGGAUAAUGGUUGCAACUGGUCUCUCUCUCUGUGUGUCUGUCGGAUAGUGGUUGCAACUGGUCUCUCUCUCUGUGUGUCUGUCAGAUAGUGGUUGCAACUGGUCUCCCUCUCUGUCUGUUGGAUAAUGGUUGCAACUGGUCUCUCUCUCUGUGUGUCUGUCGGAUAGUGGUUGCAACUGGUCUCUCUCUUUGUGUGUCUGUCAGAUAGUGGUUGCAACUGGUCUCUCUCUGUCAGAUAGUGGUUGCAACUGGUCUCUCUCUCUGUGUGUCUGUCAGAUAGUGGUUGCAACUGGUCUCCCUCUCUGUGUGUCUGUCAGAUAGUGGUUGCAACUGGUCUCUCUCUGUGUCUGUUGGAUAGUGGUUGUAACUGGUCUCUCUCUCUGUGUGUGUCAGAUAGUGGUUGCACCUGGUCUCUCUCUCUGUGUGUCUGUCGGAUAGUGGUUGCAACUGGUCUCUCUCUCUGUGUGUCUGUCAGAUAGUGGUUGCAACUGGUCUCCCUCUCUGUGUGUCUGUUAGAUAGUGGUUGCACCUGGUCUCUCUCUCUGUGUGUCUGUCAGAUAGUGGUUGCAACUGGUCUCCCUCUCUGUGUCUGUCGGAUAGUGGUUGCAACUGGUCUCUCUCUGUGUGUCUGUCAGAUAGUGGUUGCAACUGGUCUCCCUCUCUGUGUGUCUGUCAGAUAGUGGUUGCAACUGGUCUCCCUCUCUGUCUGUUGGAUAAUGGUUGCAACUGGUCUCUCUCUCUGUGUGUCUGUCAGAUAGUGGUUGCAACUGGUCUCUCUCUCUGUGUGUCUGUCAGAUAGUGGUUGCAACUGGUCUCUCUCUGUGUCUGUCAGAUAGUGGUUGCAACUGGUCUCUCUCUGUGUCUGUCAGAUAGUGGUUGCAACUGGUCUCUCUCUGUGUCUGUCGGAUAGUGGUUGCAACUGGUCUCUCUCUUUGUGUGUCUGUCAGAUAGUGGUUGCAACUGGUCUCUCUCUCUGUCAGAUAGUGGUUGCAACUGGUCUCUCUCUCUGUGUGUCUGUCAGAUAGUGGUUGCAACUGGUCUCCCUCUCUGUGUGUCUGUCAGAUAGUGGUUGCAACUGGUCUCUCUCUCUGUGUCUGUCAGAUAGUGGUUGCAACUGGUCUCUCUCUGUGUCUGUUGGAUAGUGGUUGUAACUGGUCUCUCUCUCUGUGUGUGUCAGAUAGUGGUUGCACCUGGUCUCUCUCUCUGUGUGUCUGUCGGAUAGUGGUUGCAACUGGUCUCUCUCUCUGUGUGUCUGUCAGAUAGUGGUUGCAACUGGUCUCCCUCUCUGUGUGUCUAUCAGAUAGUGGUUGCAACUGGUCUCUCUCUCUGUGUGUCUGUCGGAUAGUGGUUGCAACUGGUCUCUCUCUUUGUGUGUCUGUCAGAUAGUGGUUGCAACUGGUCUCUCUCUGUCAGAUAGUGGUUGCAACUGGUCUCUCUCUCUGUGUGUCUGUCAGAUAGUGGUUGCAACUGGUCUCCCUCUCUGUGUGUCUGUCAGAUAGUGGUUGCAACUGGUCUCUCUCUGUGUCUGUUGGAUAGUGGUUGUAACUGGUCUCUCUCUGUGUGUGUCAGAUAGUGGUUGCACCUGGUCUCUCUCUCUGUGUGUCUGUCGGAUAGUGGUUGCAACUGGUCUCUCUCUCUGUGUGUCUGUCAGAUAGUGGUUGCAACUGGUCUCCCUCUCUGUGUGUCUGUUAGAUAGUGGUUGCAACUGGUCUCUCUCUGUGUGUCUGUCAGAUAGUGGUUGCAACUGGUCUCCCUCUCUGUGUCUGUCGGAUAGUGGUUGCAACUGGUCUCUCUGUGUGUCUGUCAGAUAGUGGUUGCAACUGGUCUCUCUCUCUGUGUGUCUGUCAGAUAGUGGUUGCAACUGGUCUCUCUCUCUGUGUGUCUGUCAGAUAGUGGUUGCAACUGGUCUCUCUCUCUGUGUCUGUCAGAUAGUGGUUGCAACUGGUCUCUCUGUGUCUGUUGGAUAGUGGUUGUAACUGGUCUCUCUCUGUGUGUCUGUCGGAUAGUGGUUGCAACUGGUCUCUCUCUCUGUCAGAUAGUGGUUGCAACUGGUCUCUCUCUCUGUGUGUCUGUCAGAUAGUGGUUGCAACUGGUCUCUCUCUCUGUCAGAUAGUGGUUGCAACUGGUCUCUCUCUCUGUCAGAUAGUGGUUGCAACUGGUCUCUCUCUCUGUGUGUCUGUCAGAUAGUGGUUGCAACUGGUCUCUCUCUGUGUGUCUGUCUCUCUGUGUGUCUGUCAGAUAGUGGUUGUAACUGGUCUCUCUCUCUGUGUCUGUGUGUGUAGAUGCAGUGUGAGCCCCAGGGGUACCGAUCCAUGAACCACCAGGACUUUAAAGAGGACUUGAGAAAGUUCCGACUGAAGAGCAGGACCUGGGCCGGGGAGCGCAGCAAGAGAGAGCUGUACAGCAGGCUGAAGAAGCUAUGAUACCCCCCUACCAUACUGCCCCCCCUACCAUACUGCCCCCCUACCAUACUGCCCCCCUACCAUACUGCCCCCCCUAACCCCCUACCAUACUGCCCCCCUACCAUACUGCCCCCCUACCAUACUGCCCCCCUACCAUACUGCCCCCCCUAACCCCCUACCAUACUGCCCCCCUAACCCCCUACCAUACUGCCCCCCCUAACCCCCUACCAUACUGCCCCCCUACCAUACUGCCCCCCCUAACCCCCUACCAUACUGCCCCCCCUACCCCCUACCAUACUGCCCCCCUACCAUACUGCCC
Messenger RNA from Coregonus sp. 'balchen', 19484 nucleotides. NCBI's taxonomy places the organism in Eukaryota, Metazoa, Chordata, Actinopteri, Salmoniformes, Salmonidae. The record is from the annotation of a GenBank genome assembly.